Empidonax traillii (willow flycatcher) is the source of this 1566-nucleotide messenger RNA. RefSeq names its product olfactory receptor 14J1-like. Gene Ontology annotation, cellular component: membrane. The record is from RefSeq and is a predicted model, not a curated record. Bases 1 to 1566 code for a protein of 521 amino acids. Gene Ontology annotation, molecular function: olfactory receptor activity; G protein-coupled receptor activity. NCBI's taxonomy places the organism in Eukaryota, Metazoa, Chordata, Aves, Passeriformes, Tyrannidae. Gene Ontology annotation, biological process: G protein-coupled receptor signaling pathway. The transcript is spliced from 4 exons.
AUGCCCAACAGUAGCUCCAUGGCCCAGUUCCUCCUGCUGGCAUUUUCAGACAGGCAGGAGUUGCAGCUCCUGCCCUUCUGGCUCUUCCUGGGCAACUCCCUGGCUGCCCUCCUGGGCAACGGCCUCAUCCUCAGCGCCGUAGCCUGCGACCAGCACCUGCACACCCCCAGGGACUUCUUCCUGCUGCACCUCUUUCUCACAGACCUGGGCUGCAUCUGCACCACUGUGCCCAAAGCCAUGCACAACUCCCUCUGGGACACCACAAACAUCUCCUACACAGAAUGUGCUGCUCAGGCCUUUUUCUUUCUGUUCUUCAUCUCAGCAGAGUUUUCCCUCCUGACCAUCAUGUGCUACAACCGCUACAUUGCCAUCUGCAAACCCCUGCACUAUGGGACCCUCCUGGGCAGCAGAGCUUGUGCCCAGAUGGUAGCAGCUGCCUGGACCUCUGGGUUUGUCACUGCUCUUCUGCACACAGCCAAUACAUUUUCCCUGCCCCUGUGUCAGGGCAAUGCCCUGGGCCAGUUCUUCUGUGAAAUCCCAAACAUCCUCAAGCUCUCCUGCUCACACUCAGGCUACCUCAGGGAAAUUGGCCUUCUUAAGGUUAGUGGCUACUUAGUGUUUAACUAUUUCGUUUUCAUGGUUUUCUCCUAUGUGCAGAUCUUCAGGGCUGUGGUGAGGAUCCCAUCUGAGCAGGGAUGGCACAAAGCCUUUUCCACGUGCCUCCCUCACAGGGCUGUAGUCUCCCUGUUUAACAUCACCUCAUUCAUUGCCUACCUUAAGCCCCCCUCCAUCUCCUCCCCAUCCCUGGAUCUGGUCCUGUCAGUUCUGUACUUGGUGAUUCUUCCAGCACUGAACCCCCUCAUCUACAGCCUGAGGAACCAGGAGCUCAAGGAUGCCCUGAGGAAACUGAUAACUGGGUAUUUUUCAGAAGCAAUAAACUCUCCUUCUUUUGCAUGCUAUGGACCCCCCCCGGGGACCGUCCCCUGCGCGAACUGCACAGCCCGCGUCUGCCACGGUCGCACGCGGGGCACGCCCGCCGGGACCGCACGGUGCGCUGUCAGACGGCAGCACACUGGGGCGCUGACCACGGCAAGGUGGAGGGCAGGUGGGGGGGGACAGGUGGCGCCCGCCGCAGCUGGGGCGGUCCACAGGAAGGACCCGGUGCACAUCCAGAGUCGUCGCCGUGCGCGCACCUUGGAGACCUGCUGCGGAUAUGGGUACGACCUGGCGCGAGACUUACACCCUCUCACGCGGAUUUUCACAGACCAGCGAGAGCUCAUUGGACGCUGCCAGAACUGCGACGCUUUCCAAGGCGCGGGCCUCUCUCUCGGGGCAAACCCAUUCCAGGGCGCCAGGUCCUUCACAAAGAAAAAGGAACUCUCCCUGGGACUCCCUCCGGCUUCUCCAGGAUCGGUUGCGUCACCGCACUGGGCACCUCACGGCGCCCGUCUCUGCCACUCCAGAUUCCAGGACCUGAACCCGACUCCCUUUCGAUCGGCUGAGGACAACGGAGGCCAUCGCCCGCCCUUUCGGAACGGCGCUCGCCUAUCGCUUAGGACCGACUGA